Messenger RNA from Paramuricea clavata, 480 nucleotides. The record is from the annotation of a GenBank genome assembly. NCBI's taxonomy places the organism in Eukaryota, Metazoa, Cnidaria, Anthozoa, Malacalcyonacea, Plexauridae.
AUGAGACCCAUAGCCCUUCAACGUUCCAAAACACGUAUUUUUGCAUAUGGAGCUACAAACCAGCUACCUGUUAUGGGACAAUUUCGUGCAACUCUAGAAUGUUUGUCUGGUGCAACAACCACGCAAGUUCAUGUUAUCAAAGGAAAUUUUGGUUGUUUGCUAAGCUAUCAAACGGCAUCUGCUUUGGGUCUAAUCAUGCUGAAUGUUAACAAUGUAAAAACGGAACAUGCCACCCAUGAACAACUGAUGAAAGAGUAUGCCCAUCUGUUCAACGGAAUUGGCACUCUUAAAAAUUUUGAAGUUAAAUUGCACAUUGAUGAUACUGUCCCUCCAGUGGCACAAACCCCCCGUCGUAUUCCUUUCCACAUGCGGCAAAAGGUCUCAGAUGCGCUCGACACGUUAGAAAGUGAUGGAAUUAUUGAAAAAGUAUCAGAUGCCACUCCUUGGGUCAGUCCAUUAGUGUUAUCCCAAAGAAAGAUG